CAAACAUGGCGUCCAGAAAAACAGCGGAAAAAGUUUAAAAAUCUUUAAAAUAUUAAAUUCCUUUUUCUAUUUUGCUCAAAUAAUAAACGCGAGCUCUUAGAAUGACAACGAGGUGCAGUAGCAUAAUAAUUUAUAUAAAAGUACUGUAAAUAUUUAAUUUUUCCCCUUUAAUUUUAAAAUGUUACUUUUUUUAGACUUGACCGGCUUUUGUUGCUGUUGGACACUGGUUCGACUCCUGUUAUUAGACGAACUGCCGCUCAACAACUAGGGGAAGUUCAGAAAUUACAUCCUCAUGAACUUAACAAUUUAUUGAACAGGGUAUAUUAACUAAUCAACAUUGUAGAUUAAUUAUCUUUGUUAAUUAUGUUUGUUGUUAUAAAUUAAUCAGCUUAUCCUGCCGUCAUUUGCAUCUAGGAAUGAACAGUCGCAAUAAAAUCAUUGUCUGUUCACACAUUCAAUAGUUGUCAAGACUAUUUGAAGGUUUUAAUGAGAUCAGUCAAGGGGGCAUCCAUUUAUGCAAACAAAACAUUUCAAAAAAUUGACAUCCCCUCCCCUUGUAUGCAAAUUUCCUGACUCCCCCCUUAGUUACAUAUGUGCUAGAUGGGUUGCUCCCAAUCACAUUUUAAAACUCCUUUGAAGUUUCAACAAUGUUUUUAUUUGUGACUGAUGGUUCUUACUAGAUGCAAACAAUGAUAUUGUUGGACUGAUGGCCCGUUGUUUUGUUGGUAAAAUACACAUUUUUUCCAGAUUUGAUAACUGCAUACCAUUUUUCAUUGAAUUAUAUAGGUUCAUGUUCACUUAAAAAGCAGUAACUGGGACACAAGAAUUGCUGCAGGGGAAGCCAUAGAAGCCAUUGCGUCAAAUGUGCCAAAGUGGGAGCCUACUGGUCUUGUUGUCAAAUGUAUGGUUCUCAGUUCUAUAAUACAGUACUUAUACCAUUCAAUGUGUAGUGUUGUGUAUAUAAAUAAUAAGAGAUAUAGUGUACGAUACAACAUAAUAUAUCCUGAUGAAACUUAAAAUAUACAACCCCUGAUUGAAAGAGAGGUGCACUCCCUGAUUAAGAGUCGUACAUACUCCCCCUGGAUUGAAACAAGAUGCACCCCCUGCCUAAAAGAUUGGUGCCCACCAUCCUGAUUAAAAAAACACCUCCUUGAUGAAAGGAGAGAUGUACAGUAAAUCCCUUGCCUGAAAGAGAGGUUCAACAUCCCUUAUUAGAAGGAGGGUGCAUGCCACAUGAUUAAAAAGUGAGAUGCCACCCUUCCACCCUCUUCUUGAAAGAAGGUGUACACCCCCCUGAUUAAAAUACAUAUUCAUCAACCGCACUGAUUAAAUUUCUGCAGCUGAGAAAGAGAUGACGUCAUCAGAAACAUGUUCAGAGAAGAAGCAGAAUGUUCUUAUGUUUGAUCAGUUUGACAUCACUCAUGUUUUAAAACAUGGCGAGGCAUUGCUGGGAUCUUCAGGCCAAGAGUAUGAUGUCUUUGAUGAGGAACUACUAGGUAAGGAUAUAGUCUAUCACAUAUAGUCUAUGAACAACCGUCCCCAGUAAAGUAAAGAGUUUGGGCAGUACUUUCCUUCUGAUAGUAAUUUUGAUUUUGUUUUUUGUGUUUGAUAAGGAAAUUAGCCCCCCCCCCCACUUUGCACCCCUCUUUACCAAGAAUAGGAGAGGCACCCCAGUGAAUCCUAGGAGAGGUGCCCACACCCCAGUGAAUCCAUCCCUGUAUGUUUUACUAGGUCUUGAUGUUAAAGAGAGACUUGCACGUCAACAAGAGUUGUUGCGGAAGCGUCUUGGUAUGAUGCCAGGGCUCGAGACUGGCAUGGACAUCAUGUUGGAGGAUGAGGACAUCUUACCUGCCCAUGUUGUCGUCAAGAAAACUUUGGAGAAACAAAAAUCUAAAGAAAGUCAGGUCUGCAUGAAAAUAUGUUGAAUGUUCUCAAAAUGUACCUAUUUUUCUAAAUAUUCUCUAUCAGUUCUAAACUGUUCUCCCUAGAGGUCCAAUAAAAGUAAUUUCUUAUUGAUCCAGUGUUACUUAAAAAACUAUGGUUUUUGAUCUUGAAUUGAACACACUCUUCUCAAAUGAGGUGAAAUUAUGAGAUAAUUAUAAACCUUGGUCACAGACAUGAAAGGUACUAAGCACUGACCAUUGCGCUCAUGCGAGGCAUUCACCCCCUGAUAAUAUUCAAAAUUGGCGGACGUCCAGGGGGGACGUCUAGGACAUGACGUCAACAUUUUGAUGACGAAUCAUGGCGUGGCAGUGGUUACGCUUUUGCUUUGGCUGAGUCGACCUUCUGUGUGUCUUUAUUCUGUGCUGCCACUCUUACGUACCAUUCUGCAUUGCAGUCGACGGCAGAUCUUGUUGCGGCAGAAAUCGCGGCUAUCAGUUCCUCCGCAGAUCUGAGCUCCAGAGAAAAGAACAGAGCAAAACGAAGAGCAAAGAUUUUGGCUAAACAAAGAUCAAAAGAUAAUAAUUCUCCUGUUCCGGGGAACUCAUCUAAGUAAGUCACAUUGUAUAAUAAAACUAUUUUUAAAACGGUUAGUUUGAAAUACAACGUUCAAUCUAUGACUGGAUCUAAGAGCCAUAUUAACAGUUUCAUUACGUGGUGGAAGAAGAUUAUAAAGCUUAUGGCUAUCAUCCGCCACUAUUUCUUCAAAUAGUUUGUCUGAAAGACCGUCUGUUCGUUGGCUGAGUCGUUGGAGGGCCAGUUGAUUGUAAAGCGUAGAUCAUCCACUAAAUCAUCAGCAGAUCAUCCACUAAAUCAUCAGCAGAUCAUCCACUAAAUCAUCAAGAGAUCAUCCACUAAAUCAUCAGCAGAUCAUCCACUAAAUCAUCAAGAGAUCAUCCACUAAAUCAUCAAGAGAUCAUCCACUAAAUCAUCAGCUAAAUCAUCAGCAGAUCAUCCACUAAAUCAUCAACAGAUCAUUCACUAAAAAGAACUAUCUUUUCUUUCCAUAAAUUCGUUUAGACAGGGCAUCCAUUUCUAGUUCCAAUGAGGCCUGAAUUACUCAAAUUUGCAUGAUUUCACAUUGCAUUUAAAAAUGCUGGAACUACGACCAGAAUUGAACAUAAUGAUUUUUGAGACGUUCUCUGGUUGGAAAUAUUUAUUUAUCGGGAGCUUACGGCUGCUAGACUGCAGCUUUCAACGGGUAGUUAUGCUGCAGUAUGGUAGGCGAAAGCUCGUGAUAAGGAUUUCCAACCAGAGAACGUCUCAAAAAUGAUUAUUUCACGUUGCGUUCACACAGACGCACUAAAUGUCGCGUGAAACCAGACAACGUAACGAAUUUCCGCACGGACAAAUAGAACCGGAAUAAUUUGCGCACGCGGUUCUGAAUUGGUGUGGUUUCGUGUGAACGUUAGUAGUUCAAUGUGUUCUUGCAUUCCUAGUAGUUCAAUGUGUUCUUGCAUUCCAACAGGGAUGAAAAGGACGGACCUCCGGAGAAGAAGAUGAAACAUACGUCACAAGUUGUUGUUGAUCAGCCUGAAGAUCCUGAUAAGAUUGUUAUUGAUUCUGUCAGAGACACAACUUCGUGGAUUGAAGAGGUAUGAGAGAAAGCGACAUUCUCAGUAGCGUAGCCAGCCCGACGAUUUAGUCCCGCUAUGCAAAUAUUUUCGUAUUCAUUGACAGUGAAAACAAUUAAUUUCGAAAGAAAUGAAUAAUGAUAAUAAUUUUGAAUUUGCAUAGCAUGACUAAGUUGUCGGGCUGGCUACGCCACUGGACAUUCUUCCUAUUUUCUUUUCUCGAUUAUUGGUAAGUUUCUCUAUUAAGCGUUACAUGACAUACAGGACGGCAGAUGGUGGUAAAAUGAGACAUUUUAGGCAGGGGCGUUGGAACCGGCGGGGGGCACAGGAGGCAUGUACAAGGUAAUAUUGCUGUAAAUACUAUGUUAACAUCGAAGGUGCCCUUUUUGUUUCCUGAACACAUUUACGUAUGCUCUUUUACAUAAGUUAGUUAUGUUGUAAAUACUAUUCUGCAUCAUGUAAGUAAAUCCAGUGAAAGAAAUUUAUAGGAAAUUUAGAUGUUUCUAAACAAAAUUCGUCAAAAACGUUCAUUGUACGUUGCAAUUCCAAAUUUGGGAAAAUGCAAAAAAAAUUUCUUUCUCUCUGCCCCCCCCCCUUCCUCCCCCUGGAAGCCAGUGCCCCCCUCUUCUGAUGGUUCCUACGCCCCUGCUUAUAGGAACAAGAAAAUGAAAUUACAUGUCUCUUUUUAGGAAGUGGAGUGGCCGUUCACGACAUUUUGUCAGGAACUGUGUCAUGAACUUUUCCAUCCUUCAUGGGAGGUAAGAUUAUAACACUUCAUUCGCAAGACUGUUCGUGUAAGCAAUUGUCCUGGUGCAUUGGUUAGAUUUGGUAGAAAAGUUAAUUGCUCUCGCUAUAUCUUUUUAUAACGUAGGUCCGUCAUGGAGCAGCUACUGGUUUAAGACACAUUGUAAGAAUCAACGGUACUGGAGCUGGCAAGAGAACAGAUAUGCCUAGUGAUGAGGUGAAUAUGGGAGAGAAUCAGUAACUGAAACUAUUAGUUACCUCGGACAAAAAGCAGUUAAUCCGCGUUCGAGCGUGGUCAGAUCACGCAGCAAUAUGUUGAUAUUAUUACUUUUAACUCCAGAUGUCCACAGCAAAUGAGUUAUGGCUGGAGGAUAUGUCUUUGAAAUUGUUGUGUGUGUUUGCGUUGGAUCGUUUUGGAGAUUUUGUCACAGAUGAGGUGGGAACUUUAUUUAUACUGAGUAGCUGUUAUCAGUUCUAAGCUGUUCUUGCCACGUAACCAGUUAAGGUUAUCCUUAUGGCUUUAGUGUUGCCACAAAAGAUAACUGGCAAAACCUUGUAUUUUAAUGAUGCAUGCUGCCACGAACAUGAUGCUGGAAGCACUAUUUAAAACACAUGCAGGAGUGCUUUAUCAGAUAUAAAACACGACAGCGCAGCUUAUAUCUGAUAAAGCACAAACUGCGAGCGUUUUAAAUGGCUUAAAAAACGACCCAUCUAAAGAGUCCAUUGGCGAAGUAAUUUUAAAAAUAAGCGUUUUAAAAAUAAACAUUUUAGAAAAUCAAAGCUAAAGUUUAUGUAAAUGAACAUGAUUUUUAUCACAAAUAAAACCCCAACACGGUAGUGAUUUCCUUUAUCUUUUCUUCAUGAAUUAUUAAUGAGUUUUUUAAUAUUUGUUAUGUCCCCCAGGUAGUUGCUCCCGUACGAGAAACUUGUGCCCAAACUCUCGGUGUGGUUGUGAAACACAUGAAACCAGUCGCAGUGAAAAGCAUCUUAAACAUUCUGCUCACAUUACAAGCACAAAGUGAAUGGCAAGUUAGGCAUGGUGGCUUGUUGGGAAUCAAGUAUUUAUUGGCCGUGAGAAAAGAUAUGACUGAUCAGUUACUUCCGGUUGUGUUGUCUCCGUUAAUUAGAGGGUUAGAAGAUUGUGAUGAUGACGUCAGAGCUGUAUCUGCUACGGCCAUGUUGCCUGUUGUUGAUCAGAUGCUUCAUAUGAGUGAUCAGGUAAUGGGCGGGUUACGAUUAGGUCAAGACCGGAUUUGAGUGGAAAUGGUGGGGGAGGUGGAAAAAAAUUAGGGGAGGUGCUGUG
Molecule: messenger RNA, 5562 nt
Organism: Paramuricea clavata
Lineage: Eukaryota; Metazoa; Cnidaria; Anthozoa; Malacalcyonacea; Plexauridae
Source: the annotation of a GenBank genome assembly